AUGGUAAACAUGGGAGUCCGUUUAGAGGAAGCAGUUCGAGAAGGGCGUCUAGUCAGAGAAGGAAGUUCAUCUUCAAGCGGGGCAAAGAGGUACGGCGGUUUUAUGAAAAAGAAGGAACAAGAAACUAAUGUUGUGUCCUAUAAUCAUCCAAGAAGGAUCAAUUAUCCUUACCAUUCCCAACACCAACAUAUAGCAGCCGUGACUCCAGUAAUCACUUCCGCUCCAGUUCAAGUCCAAUACCCUCAGCAGCGUACCAACCGCUUCCAACAGAAUACUCAGUAUCAGCAACAACAUCAACCUCAACAACAUCAACAUCAGUUACAACAACGUCCAUUACAGCAGCAAAGAAGAACCAAUUUUGAUCCAAUUCCAAUGUCAUAUGCAGAAUUGUAUCCAGCUUUGAUCACUAAAAACCUUGUGCAACCACGACCACGACCUCUUGUACCAGAAGUGCUACCUUGGUGGUACAAGCCAGAGGUAUCUUGUCCCUUUCAUCAGAAUGCUCCAGGUCAUGACUUAGACAACUGUUUUGCUUUAAAGUUGGAAGUACAGAAGUUGACAAGAGCAGGUAUCCUGACCUUCAAGAACAUGGGUCCCAAUGUGAAGGACAAUCCAAUGCCAAGUCAUGGUCCUUCAUCAGUGAACAAUAUAGAAGUUUGUCUCAAUGAACAAAGUGUUACGAAGAUAGAGGAGAUUCGGCGGUCUUUGGUUGAAAUUCGUUCUGUUUUAUGUGCUCAUGGUCUAUUCCAACAUGACCACCAGAUCUGUGGUACAUGUUCAGUCAAUUCAAGAGGUUGUAGAAAGAUUCAAGAUGAUUUGCAAGGCGUCCUUGAUCAGGGUUUGAUUCAGAUUUCUAGACAAGUGAGUUCUCCAGAAUCACAAGAACAAGAGGUGAAUGUCAUCAUUCCUUGCUUCAACAUUCCAGAGAAAGUAGAGAUAGCUUAUCAUCCGAGGGAGCCAGUGGUGAUUUGCCCUCCGGGCCCAAUGCCUUACACUUCAGAUAAAGCGGUCCCCUACCGCUAUGCAGCAACUAUUAUUGAGAACGGUAAAGAGGUCGAGAUUAAAACCUUAGCCUCAAUUACCAAUAUCGCAGCAAAUAGCCGAAUGACGCGCAGUGGCCGCGUGUUCGCUCCGCCGGUUAUCCCAAGUAGAAAUGUUGAGAAAGAUCCAGUAGUCGUGGUACCAAUGACAAGAGAAGCAGAAGGGCAAACAAGCAAUUCAACCCUUGAUAAAGAAACAGAUGAACUACUUAGAAUUAUCAAGCUCAGUGACUACAAAGUGGUAGAUCAGUUGCUACAGACACCGUCAAAAAUCUCGAUCCUGUCCUUAUUAUUGAAUUCAGUUGCCACAGAGAAGCACUACUGA
Molecule: messenger RNA, 1365 nt
Organism: Lathyrus oleraceus (garden pea)
Lineage: Eukaryota; Viridiplantae; Streptophyta; Magnoliopsida; Fabales; Fabaceae
Exons: 1
Coding region: 1-1365 (454 amino acids)
Source: RefSeq, a predicted model, not a curated record